Molecule: messenger RNA, 1536 nt
Organism: Parascedosporium putredinis
Lineage: Eukaryota; Fungi; Ascomycota; Sordariomycetes; Microascales; Microascaceae
Source: the annotation of a GenBank genome assembly
AUGUGGCCCUUAACAUCUCUAUCGUCCCGUAUGAGUGGACGUAGUGCCAUCACACUAUUCGAAGUCCGUCUUGACAAUGACUUCAUUGUAUUCCGCGGCAGUGGGCACGAAUCCGCCGGCCAGCUCUUGAAGGGCCAGGUCGUCCUCUGUCUCUCGGCUCCCUUCAAACUAGACGAGCUACACCUGCGUCUUACAGGGACGUUAAGAUUAUCAUGGACGCAAGCGAAGAUGACGGCGAGCGGUGUCUCCCAACAGAAAAUCGAUAGGACGGAACACAUACUUCAAAACCGCUGGCAACCUUUCGUCGGAGGGGAGGGGAAGAGCGUGGUUUUGCAGCCGGGCAACUACGAGUUUCCAUUCGAAUACAUGCUCCCCGGUGACACAGCCGAAACCCUCGAGGGAAUCCCCGAAGCGUCUAUUUCCUACAGGUUAAAAGCGAGGAUAAUACGACACAGACUUGCGAGCGACGUCCACACUUACAAGCACCUCCGAGUUAUCCGAACCCUCGAACCUUCUGCCCUCGAAUUCCUCCACGCUAUGAGUGGAGUGCGUGGCCCAAGGCCCCUCGCUUGGAAAGCCCAAGGAGUUCAAGAGCGAGAGGAAGUCAGCCUCUGGAAAUUCGAUGUCGACAGGCAACAUUGGCAGGACACUAUUGGCGAGACAGGCCAGGAGGGCUGGGUCUUGGAAAAGAAACUUGAUCUCCCCAAGAGGCUCCGCCAGUGUGUCCAAGAUGUCAACCAACACGGCAUCAAAGUCCGCCACAAGAUCAGACUCGUUGUGGCGCUCAAGAAUCCCGACGGCCACGUCUCCGAACUCCGGGCUACCCUCCCCGUUUCCAUCUUUAUCUCUCCCAACAUUCCCCUCGACGAGGAGGGUAACCUAGUCAUGCAAUCACCCGACGAUACGGUGCCUCCCCUCGCCGACCCCGAUACCAUUGCGCCCCCGGCUACGACUCCCGAAAACCACUCUGGGGCCAAUAGCCCUUACUAUCAGCCUUCCGCUGCGGUGUCCUCGGAAAACCUGGCGCCUGAGGCGCAUACAAGGCCUGACCACACCAUCGCCGAGGCGCUCGCUACUCGGCUUCAGUCCGUUUCUGGUGCGGAUUCGCGACGCAACUCUACGCUCUCCACCAUUAGCGAGCCGCGCGAAGAAAUAUCUCGACUUCCAAGUGCCGACCACAACACCUUGUCUGGCCGCACGUCGCCUGAACAUCGCGACGAGACAAUUUUGGAAGAGCUGAACAAGGUCCCAAGCUACGCUACAGCUGUGCGGACUCCUGCAAGGCCCCGGUCCUACAUCGGUGGACCUUCGGCGCUACCCAUGUCUGAGUCGCUGAGCAGCCAGGUCGGCCAGCGACCCCAGACUAGUGCCGGUGACAACCUCCAGCAGAGGCCUCGCACCGCGCGCCCACGGCCCCUUUCUGGCUUGUCAGAGAGCCUCUUGGACCGACUUUCGAACCACUCAUACGGUUAUUACGGAUACGGCCUUGACCCCCGACCUUACCAGGGAGCGCGGCCCACCAUGCAGUGCAUGUGA